Messenger RNA from Diorhabda sublineata, 2052 nucleotides. RefSeq names its product sorting nexin-21 (gene Snx21). Lineage: Eukaryota; Metazoa; Arthropoda; Insecta; Coleoptera; Chrysomelidae. Gene Ontology annotation, cellular component: early endosome membrane. Bases 326 to 1111 code for a protein of 261 amino acids. The transcript has 3 exons. The record is from RefSeq and is a predicted model, not a curated record. Gene Ontology annotation, biological process: protein transport. Gene Ontology annotation, molecular function: phosphatidylinositol phosphate binding.
AAAUGAUGUUGUAUAAAACUUCAAAUAUCAUAUAUAUGGAAUUAAAACUUCGUAUUCCAUCAAAAACUUAUCAAUAGGAUAGUCCUACAAUUUUGAAUAUUAUUCGCCUAGUUUCUUCUUUGAUGCGGAACCUAUAUAUGUAUCCUCUCAAUUAAUCUAUGGUACGGUCAAUAAUUGACCAGUCAUUUUUUAUAACAUCAAGUUAACUUGUAAUUCAUUGGUUAAAAAUUAACUUGUAAUUGGAUAUUAUCAGUAUUUAAAAAAAUGAACUAAACAUUUUAAAACUUCUUGCUAUGCUGGCAAACAACUAUGAAAAAGUAUAACAAUGACGCAGAUUAUGAGUAAUGAUAAACAAGGACUUACUUUUGAAAUAAUAUCAACAAAAAUAGCUGAAGUACAGGAGGAGAGAAAAUAUGUUAUAUAUACAUUGCAAGUUCGGUUUAUAUCUGAUAAUGAUGAUACAAGUCCUUCAAUGAUCGAAAGACGAUAUACCAACUUUUUAGAUUUAUAUACAUCUCUUAAAAAAGAGUAUCCACAUCUUAUGAAUAAUAUUGUGUUUCCCAAAAAAGCGCUUACUGGGAAUUUUAGCAGUGAACUAAUAUCUGCUCGAAGUACAGGAUUUGAAUCUCUUUUAAAACAUAUCACCAGUAAUAAUCAAUUAAAAAACUCAUUAGCCUUAAUAGCCUUUCUUCAAGAUGCAGAACUUCAAACAGUGAAAUCUCUACUGCAUGAUAUGAAAUAUUCAUUGGCUUAUCCAAUUUUAGAAGAUAGUUUGAAAUUAUUAAACAAGGUAUUUACUGAUAGAUCUCCGGUGGUGCUUUUAGCAUUAGUUCGAUUAAUAGCUUGUGGAGCAUCUCUUCCUGAAUUUCCAGAUGUGCUAAAAUGGGCUGAUUUAGCUCUUCACAGAUUUGAAGGAGUCAGUGACGGUGAUCUCUUACAACUAUAUGUACCAUUAUUCCGAACAUGUGUCAAAUUGUGGUGUCAAAAUGGUAGGAAUCCAGAAGAGUUACAAAAAACAUUAUGUAGUUUACAGAAACAAGGUGUUAAAAUGGAAGAGAAGUCGCUUAUAGAUGCCGUUAAAACUGUAGAGGAAAAGAUAUUUGGUAUUUAGAAUUAAAAGUGAAACUAUAUUUUUCAAUUAAGGUAAGAGACACAAUGGCAGACACAAAAAAACUAAAUAUCUUUCAUUUUUAGGUAAAGUUGAUUUAGUUGUGCCUUUCAUCUAUCUUGGGGUUUUGGAGUAGUAAAAUAGUAGUGGUUUCAAUUUGAAAUGUCUGCUUGUGUUACUACACAGUACAAGUGUUAAGCGAUCAUUCGCAGCUUUAAAUCCAGUGCUCAUUUUUCUUUAUGGGACGGAAAUGCAUCCUUACAGCAUGUAUGAUAGUAUGAUACUUUUUUUAAAAAACAUAUAUGGGAGAAAAUACCAAUUUGGAACAAGUUUCACUAGAAUAGUUUGGUCGUUAAAAGUGUCUAGAUUUAACAGUGCUUACUGUAGCAAAAUUUUGUUAGAAACCUAAUAUCAACCUAAUCAUAAAUACAUGAAGGGGAUGAUAUUUCUAAUUUAAUUUUGAGGAUCAAACAAAAAAGUGUCAGUUAUAGGUACACUGUCUCAUUGUGGUGCUCUUGACAGAAUUAAAAUGAAAUAAAAGGUGAAUCGAGUAUAAAUGUGAAAAGAAGUCUAUACUGUAUAAGUGAGAAAUGAGAAACAGCCUUACAUCACAUACCGACUGAAUUUGUAUAUUGAAGAUAAUUAUGUGCUAGGUGAUUUUUUUAUGUAAAUUAUUUCUGUUAGUAGUAGUUUUAAGUAAUUGAUCAUGUUUAAAUUAUGUUUUCCCCGAUCUCCAUCAUGAAUGCUAAGAGAAUCCAGCAUUAAACAUUUGGACAGAAUUAUUCCUAUUUGAGAAAGGUAAUACUUCCUAAAUAAAAAAUUAAUACGUAUUUUAUCAGUGGCUUUAUUUAGUAGUUUAGUAUAAUAACAGAGAUGUUGUAUAAAAGAAUAUAUUUUUUGUAACCUUAGCGAGUUGAGAAAUAAAUACAUUAUUUUCUAAAAAA